Astyanax mexicanus (Mexican tetra) is the source of this 6966-nucleotide messenger RNA. It is a transcript of the gene nedd4l, whose product is annotated as NEDD4 like E3 ubiquitin protein ligase. Bases 547 to 4395 code for a protein of 1282 amino acids. Gene Ontology annotation, biological process: regulation of dendrite morphogenesis; ubiquitin-dependent protein catabolic process. Lineage: Eukaryota; Metazoa; Chordata; Actinopteri; Characiformes; Acestrorhamphidae. The record is from RefSeq and is a predicted model, not a curated record. The transcript is spliced from 28 exons. Gene Ontology annotation, molecular function: protein binding; ubiquitin protein ligase activity; sodium channel inhibitor activity.
CUCUCUCAUGUUCAUUCACUUCUCGGCUUUGUUGAGAGCUCUUGUGGGCUGAAGUUUGCUGCCUGUUGCAGUACCUCUAUUGUAACUGUGUCUAGUGAGCGAGCGAUCGAGUGAACUGCUGCUGCUUUCUCUCUCGCGCUUUCUAGCUCUCUCGCUCUCUCCUGUGCACUCUUGCACGCACAAGUGAGGGAAAGGCAGAAGAGAGGGGGAAAUUGUGUGGGUGAGCGAGAGCAGAAGCGAUCAGACACACUUUUAUAGGGGUGAGCGCGACUGAGCCGGCAGGAGCCAGAGCCAAAGCCAGACCCAGACAGAGCGGGACACGACGUGAGAAUUGGGAGUUGACUUUUUUUUAAUUUGUAGAGCACCUUUUACUGAAGACGCUGUCCACAAGCAGCUACCCAGAAUUCAGCUCCAAACCCAUGACAGCCACUUCAAGUGGAACAGUGGCAGGAAAGACUUCAAAGAACAUGAGGAAGAAACCCUAAGAGGAACCAACACCACAGAGGGCUACAUUUCCUCGUCCAACGGUCUACAACGGUCAAUAGAAUGGCUCAUCGUCUACGUCUGUACUUCGGUUCUGGUCGGAGCAACACGGCUCCUGAAUUUCAGGAGCUGGAUGAAGAUGAGAAUGGAAGUCCUGAUGGUAAUGGAAGAUUCUGUAGUAGCUCUGGAGCAGGCACCAUGCUGUUGCGCAUGGGUCAGAGGAAUAUACCGCUAGACGAGGCAAAUGCUCCCGGAUUGCCUGGAGGUUCUGAUACUUUCCUGAAACGCAGCUCCUCCAUGUUCAUACCGCAGCUCCAAAACCAACCAGAAUCUAGAACUACCAAGAGCUCAUCCAUGCAGAUAUCCCUCCAGCGGUCAGCUAUCUCUCAAGAAGAUGUACGACACAUGGAUUCACCUCCUGAAUAUCCGGAUGAUCCAGCUCCAGCCUACACGGAGCCUGGAGAAGGGUGGUCCAACCCUCCCAGUUACUACAGAAGAGAUAGUCCACCUAGCCUAUUAGUGGACCAGACUACCUAUGGCACAGAACCUAGCCAUCCCACACGGAGAAUCUUCUGUGUCAGGCCUUAUGUCCAGAAUACUCAAUCUUCUAUUGGGAUUUCCAACGGAGGUCCUCCAGGAAACACAAUUGGUGGAUUUUGUAUCCAGCAAAAGGCCUUUACAGGUGGCCCAGAUGUUCAACAGUUUACAAUAGUGCCCUACGCUACAGAUGGCCAAGACAGUGCAUGUCGCUGGUCUGUCCAGCCAACCACAAACGGGACAUCUGGUACCCGAAGACUUGUCUUCCAGCUGCAGCAAGACCGGGGAAUGUCCAUUAAUACAAACGGCCAGAGAGAAGCACCCAGUCCCAGCUAUAGUGGUUCCAAAAGCUGCCGCGAUGCCCGUUACCCCCGAAUCAGGCUGGAGAGAAGCACAUCUCAGCCUGUACAGCCCAGAACAGUUCCUUCACGCCCUGGAUCCAUGCCAAACCUCCAUGCCCCUAUAUCCGAAAUGGAUACAGAAAGCGAGGAAGUGAUCGAGGAUGGAUCCCGAGGCUGCACAUUCAAGAUCAGAAAGGAGCAGAACCAGAAGCAUCCCAAGUUUAAGAUCUAUUUCAGCCAAGGAGGCGACCGAAGGUCUAACUCUGUGCAGGAUAUUAGCUUUGGAAAGGUGCCUAACUGGAACAACCCACAGGGACACAUUGGUCACGAUCGACCCAAGAAUGGGCUUUUCCACCUGGGACAGACAAGAGAUGACUUUCUGGGACAGGUGGACGUUCCUCUUAAUCAUCUGCCGACGGAGGAUCCGGCGAUGGAGAGGCCGUACACGUUUAAAGAUUUCCUCCUGCGGCCCAGAAGUCAUAAGUCCCGGGUGAAGGGUUACCUGAGGCUGAAGAUGGCCUAUCUGCCGAAAAACGGCGCUCAGGAGGAGGAGAACACUGAGAUGAGGGAGGAGGCGGAGGGGUGGGAUGUAGAAGCAGUAGAUCAUGGAUCUCGGAGGCCUCAGCAGAUGCUGCCUCCGUUACCAGCAGGCUGGGAGGAGAAGGUGGAUAACCUCGGCCGAACGUACUACGUCAACCACAAUAACCGCUCCACGCAGUGGAAAAGACCCAGCGCUGUUGAUGUGGCUGCAGAGACGGAGAGCGAUAACCACCUCCGACAGAUUAAUCAGGAAGCUCACAGAGUGUUCCGCUCCCGCCGCCACAUCAGCGAGGACCUGGAGAACGAGCACCUCGACCCCAGAGACCUGGAUGACACAUGGGACCCAAUCACAGAGGAGGACCCGACCCUGAUGGGCGAGGCUAUACCUGGCCCCUCCAACGCCACGCCCCUAAACCACAACCAGUUCAGCACUCCAGAGUUUUCAGAGGAAAUCAGCCUGAGACUGUCCCUCACUCCAGACACCAACGGAGAAAUCCCCGGACCCAGCAGCUCCGGGUCUCUCAUCUCGUCCAGACUGCGCUCCUCCAGUAUGACCGAUGGCGUCAGCGACCAGGCCCAGCCUCCACCCCCGAUGCAGAACUCCCAGUCCAGACGAGCCCGAGCCCAAACGGUCACAGGCGUAGAGGAGUCCAUGUCUCCGUCAGCAGUGUAUGCUGCCACCACUCCGGGUUUGCCACCAGGCUGGGAGGAGAGAAAGGACACUAAAGGCCGAACGUAUUACGUUAACCACAACAACCGCAGCACCACCUGGACACGCCCCAUUUUACAGCACACUGAAGAUGGAGCGGCCAGUUCCUCAGCUGGAGCAACAGGGGGCGCCACCCCUUCUACCCCCUCAUCCAGCGGCCACCUGAGUGAACCCCAAAUGCGGCGCCCCCGUAGCCUCAGUUCCCCCACUGUAACCCUCUCCACCCCCCUAGAGGGAGCCAAUAACAUUCAGCUACAGCGGGCAGUGAAGGACACGCUGUCGAACCCUCAGUCACCCCAGCCCUCGCCAUACAGCUCCCCUAAAUCCCAACACAAAACCACACACAGCUUCCUGCCCCCCGGCUGGGAGAUGAGGAUCGCCCCCAACGGAAGGCCCUUCUUCAUCGACCACAACAGCAGGACCACCACAUGGGAGGAUCCUCGUUUGAAGUACCCUGUUCACAUGAGGACUAAAGGACCACUGGACCCUGGUGACCUCGGCCCACUUCCUCCUGGGUGGGAGGAGCGAGUGCACGCGGACGGAAGAACCUUUUACAUUGACCACAAUACCAGAAACACACAGUGGGAAGACCCUCGACUACAGAGUCCCGCCAUCACUGGCCCUGCUGUGCCGUACUCCAGAGAGUUCAAACAGAAGUACGACUACUUCAGGAAGAAGUUAAAGAAACCGGCGGAUAUUCCUAAUCGGUUUGAAAUGAAGCUUCACCGAGGGAAUAUUUUUGAAGAAUCCUACAGGCGGAUAAUGUCUCUGAAGCGGCCGGAUGUGCUGAAGGCUCGACUGUGGAUCGAGUUUGAGUCAGAGAAGGGUUUGGACUAUGGAGGCGUGGCCAGAGAGUGGUUCUUCCUCCUCUCCAAGGAGAUGUUCAACCCUUAUUAUGGACUGUUCGAGUACUCAGCCACAGAUAACUACACACUUCAGAUCAACCCUAACUCAGGCCUGUGCAAUGAAGACCAUCUCUCUUACUUCAAGUUUAUUGGGCGGGUAGCAGGAAUGGCUGUUUACCAUGGCAAACUGUUGGACGGUUUCUUUAUCCGGCCUUUCUACAAGAUGAUGCUCGGAAAGCAGAUCUCGUUGAACGACAUGGAGUCAGUGGACAGUGAAUACUACAACUCACUAAAGUGGAUUCUGGAGAAUGACCCAAUGGACCUGGAUUUGCGGUUCUGUAUCGAUGAGGAUAACUUUGGACAGACGUACCAAGUGGAUCUGAAGCCAAGUGGUUCGGAUAUGGUCGUCACCAACGACAACAAAAAAGAAUAUAUCGAUCUGGUCAUACAGUGGAGGUUCGUUAACAGAGUGCAGAAACAGAUGAAUGCCUUCAUGGAGGGAUUCACAGAACUCAUCCUCAUCGACUUAAUCAAAAUCUUUGAUGAGAACGAGCUUGAGCUGCUGAUGUGCGGUCUAGGGGAUGUGGACGUUAAUGACUGGAGGCAACACACUGUCUAUAAAAACAGCUACUGCCCAAAUCAUCCGGUCAUUCAGUGGUUCUGGAAGGCUGUGUUGCUGAUGGACGCUGAGAAGAGAAUUCGUUUGCUGCAGUUCGUCACAGGAACGUCCAGAGUGCCUAUGAACGGCUUUGCUGAGCUCUAUGGUUCAAAUGGGCCACAGCUGUUUACCAUCGAGCAGUGGGGGACGCCAGAUAAGCUGCCCCGCGCUCACACAUGCUUUAACCGGCUGGACCUGCCUUCCUACGAGUCGUUUGAUGACCUGAGGGAGAAGCUGCUGAUGGCGGUGGAAAACGCCCAGGGCUUCGAGGGAGUAGACUAGAGAGACAGAAGAAGAGACGACCACAGAAAUACCCAUCUGCAAACACAAGACUGUACACACACACACAAACAAGCUGCCAUUGUAUGGCCCAACCCAAGCGCCUGAAGCAGCAUUAUCAGAACAGUAAUGCAUGUCUCCGUGUGCCGAGAGGAGCCUGAGUGGACUCAUAGACGACGCACAGAGACUUACAGUAGACAAUAUAGCACUCAGCAGAGUCCUUUAACACUGCUCUCUUCUCUUCUCUCUACUUGUCUCUAUCCUUUCUUUUUGUUUCCCUGAACUUCACAUGUUUUCAAUUGCCCUACAUUGUUAUCUUUACUCUUCCCUUCUUGUUAGUAUAAUUUUUCUAAUCUUCUCCCUUCCCCUUUUGUCCUUUCUCUGUUCACUUUAGGUACCUUUCCUCCCAUCUAUUUUCUUACUUAUUUCUUUCUACCUUCCUCUUAUCCAUUUCCCCCUCUCCCAUCCCUCUUCUAAUCUAUUUCCUUCUCCUUUCCUUUUCCUGUCCAUUUCUCUUACAUUCUCUCUUACUUUUCCUCUUCUUGUCAAUUUCCUCCCUUCCUUCUCUCCUUCUAUUCCUUCCUUCUCAGCUUUUUCUUCUUCCCUCACUUUCCUUUUAUUCUUUGUCUUAAUUUCCUUUCCUAUCCCUUUCUUAUCAGUCCCUCCUCUCAUCCAUUUCCUGUUCUCGUUACCCUACCCUUGCUUCCUCCUUUCCUUCCUAUCCCUCUCCUCUUCUUUUCCACAUCUUUCUUCUUGUUUCCUCUCUCAUUCCCUUCCCUCUGCUCAACCGUUUCUUCUUUCCUUCCCCUUUUCUUGCGCUCUAAUUACCCUUUAAUUGUUUCUAAACCCCUUUCCUGCUCUUGCUACCAUUCCUUUCAUUUUCUUUUGCAGAUUCUAUCUCUUUCUGGUGCUUUCUCUCUCUCUCUCUCAGAGACAGAUAUAUUUCUGUACGUUGUUUCUUUACUAGCCUCAGAGGAGCAUGGCCUUCAGAAGAAGAAAAACAAAAAAACAAAGACUUUUUAUUUGGUGAUGUAAUAAAAGGCGCCGGGUAGUGUAAAUGCAGCCAACGGGGGAAACUACAGUCACCCUUAUCAGGUCUAACCACCAGAUUACCUUAGGAAAAACAGAGCCGAUCACGAGACGAAGAGCAACUCCUCCUCCACUUCGCUCCUCCUGCAAGGAUUCUUUUCCUCUUUUUUGUUUUACCUUUGCAAAGCCAAGAAGGAAAAAAGGAUGUUCAUAAUCAUUUUAAAAUUUUUAUUCUGAUCAUUGUUUAUUAUUCUGAUUAUAUUAUCAUGCUUCUCGCGGAGUGUGCCGAUAUUUGUACGGAUUAUGUGGUUUACAAUUUUAGAAAAUGUUAUCAAAAAAAGAAAUAUCAUUCUUGAUCUGGCCAGGCUAUGACAAAAUAAAUAUCAUUACAAUCGUUGUGGGCAGAAAACAUGAUCAACGUGGUUAUUGUAGUGCUAAAAAAACUGGCAUGAACAUGUAUCCGUGUUUUUGAUAUGAUUACAUAGUAAUUAUGAAGCUACUCACUUUUCCUGCUCGAGUAAAUGAACCCUUGGAGAAAAAGGGGGAAGACCAAUAUGACAUGUACAUGAGUUUGGUUUUCUACAUCACAAUUGUAUUAUUAUUAUAUUAUUAUUAUUACUUAUAUAAUGCUGUAAAUUAGUUUGUUUUUUGGGGGGAAGGGGGUACAAACUUUUAAUUCUGCCACUGUAUGUAUUAAAGCUUCUGUAAGUAUUAACAUGAAUGAAUGGUUGAAGAUGUGAACGUUCUGACUAAGAAAUGAACGUGCUGCAGACUCUUUUAGUACAAAAUACUCCUUUAUCCCUUUCUUCCAUUUGUUCUUUCUUUCAUUUCAUUACUUCUUUGCUUUCUUUUCACUUUUCGCUCAUAUUUGUCAUCUUUUCAUUUCCAUUCUAAACACCACUGAACCUAUAAGGGCACUUUAAAAGUCACUCACGAGGGUCGUGGGUUUGACGUUUGUCUUUUAUUAAUAACUUGAAUGUGACUUUACUAUAUAAAUAUAUAUGUAUUUUUUCCCAGUUCAGAGCACUCAAACUACCUGGUGCAAUAUCUCUAGUCUGUUCUUUGCCUGCUGCUAACUUUCAGAACACUCAGUCGUGGAGCGAGGCUUUCAGACGAUGCUGAAACUGACCUUCAGGACGGCUCAUCCAGGGUGGGGUCUGACUGACUGAUCACACCGAUGCAGAACAAGCCUAAACCAGUUUAAAGCUGAUUCUAGAUCAGCCCUGCAGGCCGGUUCUAAUCUCAGUGACACUUCAGACUGAACCUUUUCUUACUGGUCUCUGCUGUGUCCACUUCCUUCUCUUCUCUUACUGGUCACUCUCUUCCUGAACGUGGCUCUCUGUAGAUUUUGUGAAACUUUUCUUCCUAUCUUCUUAUUAUUUUCUGUUUAAUUUUGUUUUUAUUUUUCUUUCUCUCUUUUUUUGUAGGGGGCUGUUGUUUUUUUAUUGAUGGGGAAUUGUUCGCCUUGUUUUGAUUCCUUGUCCCACGAGCCCUUGCGAUUCGUAUAACUUUGGUCAAAUUAAACUGACGAAUGCAAACUCCUGA